UCUUCUCCAAUCAGCAGCGUUGCUAUUAGCAGCGGAACUGCAAUGGCGGCGAGCAGAGAAACACCCGGUGCGUCUGCUGGAAGUAAACAGAGGGAGCUUGGUGAACAGUUUUCUCACGCAGGACCCCGGGAUGCAUUUAAAAACUGUGUCGCCUCAAUACUCGAUUCCAUCGCCGAGUUUGGCACAAAGUUAAACGUGGGUGAUGGAGUGUUGAGUAUCACUGCCAAUGUCAACAGUAUGGAUAUUUCUGAGCUUCAGCCAUCACAUCUAUACACAAGUUUACAACAGUAUAUCUCCAAACUACAGUCAAUAUCUGAACAUCUAAAGGAGAUUGAGGUGGAUUCAAAUAACCUGGGCUGCCGACCAGAAACACCUGAAGAGAUGGUGAUUGACUCAGAGCAUGUGUCUCCUACAUCUCAACGUGAGGAUCAAAACAAGACCCAGGCUGAAGACAAUGUUCAGAUCAAGGCUGGUAAAUCGGAGAUUGAACGUAGGAUAUCUGCAUUUAUAGAGCGCAAACAGCUGGAGAUCAAUGAAAACAAUGUGAGGGAGUUUUGCAACGUGAUCGACUGCAAUCAGGAGGACAGCUGUGCACGAACGGAUGCAGUCUUCACGCCAUAUCCUGGUUUCAAGAGUCACGUCAAAGUGACACGUGUGAUAAAUACAUACGGACCCCAGACUAGAGUGGUGCAUGGUGAGCUGGGAGACCAUCAGCAAGGCUCCAUUAGUAGAGACUGUGGAAACCCAGCCAUUGAGGAGAGGCUUCAUAACAUGGAAGCUCACCUGAAACUUCCACCAGCGGGUCCAGUACCUCAGAGCGUUUAUCAGCGGCUAAAGAAACUUGAAGAUCGAAUUCUGGAGCUUGAGGGUCUUUCCCCAGAGUACUUCCACUCCACAAAUUUCUCGAUUAAACGGCCCAAAACCUCAAUGUCGCAGAGCUGCAGUCUUGCUGAGCUGGAUGGGAAGAUCAGCGCCAUCAAAGCUGCCUUGAUGAGAAAAACUAGCGAGUUCCAGCCCACAGACACAGGAGAGUUUCCAUACUGACAUAAAGGUCCUGCUCAUUCACUUCAUUUUUUAUGAUUUAUAAAAAUAAACUUCAUUCUUUGCCUCAUUAAA
Molecule: messenger RNA, 1116 nt
Organism: Paramisgurnus dabryanus
Lineage: Eukaryota; Metazoa; Chordata; Actinopteri; Cypriniformes; Cobitidae
Gene: mbip
Product: MAP3K12 binding inhibitory protein 1
Source: RefSeq, a predicted model, not a curated record